Molecule: messenger RNA, 1083 nt
Organism: Trichosporon asahii var. asahii CBS 2479
Lineage: Eukaryota; Fungi; Basidiomycota; Tremellomycetes; Trichosporonales; Trichosporonaceae
Exons: 5
Coding region: 1-1083 (360 amino acids)
Source: RefSeq, a predicted model, not a curated record
AUGGUGCUCCCCACGUUCUGCACUGAGGAAGUGGGAGUCGGCUCAGCUAUCCUCAGCCGUCUAGCAUGGCUAUUCCCACAGGGCUUUGGCGCAGUCUACCCUGACCUCCUUCCUCCGUCCACCCGCAACUCUGUCGCGUGCCGCCUCAUCGCGAGCUCCCGCAGCCAGACCGUCGUCCGGAGGUGUUGCUGGCUCGUCUCUGGCUUCGGCCAUCGAGCUCAAGAUCAAGGUCGAGGUCGAGCCGACGGCAACGGUUGCACAGCCCUCCGCCACCUCGCACAACUCCGAGAGCAAGGUCGUUACGCCACUGCGCUGGACUGGGCUCGUCUGGGGUCUCGACCUUUGGGCCAUGGUCGUCGACCACGCGGACCCAGGCGUUCUCGCCGCUGCGCUGGUCUGGUCUGGUCUGGUCUGAGGUCUGGACAUUUGGGCUGGGACCUGGACAUUUGGGCUGGGGUUUGGACAUUUGGGCUGGGGCCUGGACAUUUGGGCUGGGGCCUGGUCCUCUGGGCCAUGGUCAUAGACCACGCCGACCCAGGCGUUCUUGCCACUCUGGCUGAGGUGUCGCGUAGAGUGCGCACCGUUGUCCUGGGCCGCCACAAGCCCCCUUUUGCCAACUCCUCGGAUAAGAAGGUCCAGACGACGGACUUGUCUCACCUCGGGGUCAAGCUCAAGGACCUGCGUAUCUGCAAACCCGAGACCGAGAUCGCCAAGGCGAAGCGCCUCCUGAAGGAGAUCUCCAGCUAUGGGUACGGGGCCGGCGAGUCGUUCUACGCUACGGGCGACUCCUUCCGGCGCAAGGCCGAGCUCGAUGCGGUUCAGGUGACUGAGCUGGCUGUCGAGGGCUCCGCGGACGGCACCGAGGACGCGGACACCAAUGGCAAGGGCAAGGUCAAGGGCAAGGGCAAGGGCAAGGUUAAGGGCAAGGGCAAGGGCAAGGUCAAGGACAAGGGCAAGGGCAAGGGCACGGCCGAAGACGAUGAAGAGGAAGUGGAGGAAGGCGAUGAGGGGUUGGAGCUGAACAUUGACAACGACGACGCCGACGCCACGUAUGCGGACGCGUUCGACAUCGAGAUGGAGUAG